UUUUUUUUUGGCGAAAGGAAGUGAUAUAUUGUGUGUGUGUGUGGUGUGGUGUGGUCGCAAAAAAAAAGGAAAAAAAAUAAUUCGGCGUCAAGACGCUGAAGUUAUGGCAACACAAGAAAGCACGUCUCUUUACUUCACUCUUUCAUUCUCUAAUCUUUUGCUUACUUUUACACUCUUAUGUGAGCGCGCGCGGGCUGACAUGACAAAGAAAAGUCCAAUCAUGCCGUUUUGCUUACAGCCCUGAGGAAAUACGUUAUUAUGCAACAGACGAAAGAACAUUCCGCGGGUGCUCCGUUCACUGUUGCGCAGUAAAUCAUACGUCCCAGGCGUGUUGCUGUGAGAAUCAACGGAUAGUUGGAGCUGAACACGUACCUGUGCACUGACCAAAAGAAACCGUAUGUAAUGCUGGCUCGCUCUUGCAAAUUAGCGUAUAACAUAAGUGCAGUACCCGUUUGAUGUUUGCAGUUCAGCUUGUACCAGCCAUCGUGCUGUUGUUCAUGUUACCAUGUAUUCAAAGAGGAGAACAGAAUGUAUUGUUGAUCACGCACUCUGCCAAGUGUGGCGUUAUGUACCACGGUGCUAUGUCGUCUUCUGGUUUCCGUAUACAGUAUCUCUGUGACCAGCGAAAGGGAUAUCGUGGACCCAACCACCCGCACACACAAAACAAACACAUGCACACAGUGGCUCUUCCGAAACAGACCAGGAACAUCCACGUUGCUCUUCGUUUCUUUCCAAGCACAGUAAGGGGAUGAUUUGAUAAGGAGCAGAAGAU
Messenger RNA from Zychaea mexicana, 772 nucleotides. RefSeq lists its product as uncharacterized. NCBI's taxonomy places the organism in Eukaryota, Fungi, Mucoromycota, Mucoromycetes, Mucorales, Lichtheimiaceae. The coding region runs from base 456 to 752 and encodes 98 amino acids. The record is from RefSeq and is a predicted model, not a curated record. The transcript has a single exon.